AUGUCUGAUAUAACAAAUUUAUUUAAAGCGACAAUUAAAACCGUGAAAAUAAGAGAAAAAAAUCUUCAAUCAUCCUCAUUCUCAUCUUCUGCUACUGACAAGGCUAUUUUGCCAAAAUCUAACAUUAAUAUUAGGAAAAGUGAAUUUGCUGUUACGGCUAAGAACGUAGUCUUGCUAAUAACAAAACUGAAAAACUUCUUACUUGAGAAUAGAAAAGAUUACAUCAGUGCCUCUGAACAAAUGACAAAUAUCGAUAGAGAUCGAAUUGAUGCUGAAGCUGAAGCCUUUAUGAAGAUGUCACAAGAUGCUAUAAAUCAAUUGAAAGUUCAAGCCAAUGCGAAUAAAGUGCUAAGACAAACAAGAGAGCAUAUAGAUCAUGUACUCAUUCUGAUUGAACAGUAUUUAUUUGCUGUUUGUAGGUUGUAUAGUGAGCAGAAAGCACUGCGAGUAAAGAGGACCAUACAUAGAAAAAAAAUAUCCAGGCUGCAGACGGAACCAGCUACAAUAAAGUUGCAAGUUCCCCCCAAUGACAAAAAAGUCAAAAACUCCUCUCCUGAUAUUGAUGAUGAUAAAAAGUCGCCAUCAUUAUCAUCAUCGCCACCACCGUCAUCAUCAUCAUCAUCACCGAAAAUUUCUUCUCCUAAAAAUGUUGAUGACGACGAGGACGAUGAGGAUGACGAUUCUAUGAGUUAUGAAGAAAAAAUGAUGUUACAAAAGGAGAAUGACAUUUUGUACGCUGAAAAGAGUUCAAUCAUUGAAGAGAUAAAACGAGUCGAAGGUGAUAUGAUUGAAAUAUCCAAACUGCAGCGAGUUUUUUCUGAAAACAUUUUGCAGCAGGAUGUCAGUGUACAGAAACUUGCCGAUAAUAUAUUAGGCUCGAAUGAAAAUCUGAAAGAAGGCAAUGAAUUGAUAAGAGAAGCCAUGAAGAACAACGCCGGCUUUCGAGUCUGGAUCAUGUUCAUAUUAAUCGUCUUUGCUUUCUCGAUUCUAUUUUUAGACUGGUACAAUCCCUAACGGGGAAUGGUUGCUGUUAAUGAAUGAGGAUUAAGAAGAUUUUAGUUAUAGAAAAUAUAUAUAUAUAUAUAUA
Helobdella robusta is the source of this 1087-nucleotide messenger RNA. RefSeq lists its product as hypothetical. Gene Ontology annotation, biological process: retrograde vesicle-mediated transport, Golgi to endoplasmic reticulum. The transcript is spliced from 11 exons. Bases 1 to 1014 code for a protein of 337 amino acids. NCBI's taxonomy places the organism in Eukaryota, Metazoa, Annelida, Clitellata, Rhynchobdellida, Glossiphoniidae. Gene Ontology annotation, cellular component: endoplasmic reticulum; SNARE complex. The record is from RefSeq and is a predicted model, not a curated record.